AUGUCAGAGUUAACAAGUAAUGAAAUUGUAAAUUUGAGUAAUUCCUUGGAAUAUCCAAUCGAUUUCGAAUCGAAUAUAGAUGCACUACUCUCUGAUUCAGAUUCAUUCUACAAGUUGGUAAAGAAGAAUAACAACAACAGUAAUGCUAAAUAUGACCAAAAACAAUCGAUACAGUUUGCCGAUAUGAAACAUGCAGUGUCAUGGCUCAAUGCAAUGACUCUCAGUACUUUCUUGGAUGGUGCAGAGCGUCUACUCUACUCACGUCUCGGUCGUCAGUCACAACCACUCACCAAGAUACAAUCGUUGGUGAUCGGACAAAUCAAUGCAGAGCUGUUGGACAAUCAUUUCUCUAAAUAUAAACCAUUCCAAGUGACCACUGACUUUGAAACGAUCACUGUGCAUGGUGAACGUCACUCUAUCCCCAUCAAGUGUCAUCGUUACAAAUUGUUAGACUAUGAGAAAGGUCUUGGAUUGCCAGCACUCAUCACUCUCAAUUGGCAGGCACUCGAAGACGUCAUUGAAAACAAUGAUAAAAUUUUAGAUACAACAGUAAUUCGUUAUAUCGACAUCACUUUUAGAGCAAACACAAAAACAGGUAUAGUAGAUGUUGAUUAUCUAAUGUUAUCACAACCCCAAAGACAAUAA
Molecule: messenger RNA, 645 nt
Organism: Heterostelium album PN500
Lineage: Eukaryota; Evosea; Eumycetozoa; Acytosteliales; Acytosteliaceae
Exons: 2
Coding region: 1-645 (214 amino acids)
Source: RefSeq, a predicted model, not a curated record